CUUUAUUCUGGAGUCAUUGGUGCUUUCCUAUCAAUGAAUGAAGAAGAGACAUGGAUUACUCCAAAUAUUUUUGCUGCUGCUAGGUGGCUUAGUCAACACAACUGUUAUAUCAAACCAUUAGUACAAUACAUAUCAUCACUCUCAGCAAACUCUCAACCCUUCCCCACUGCAUAUUAUAGUCCAGGUGAUGUAAGAGCUCCUCCAUUUCAACAAAGAGAUUUGGUUGUUGCAAAUA
Molecule: messenger RNA, 235 nt
Organism: Paraglomus brasilianum
Lineage: Eukaryota; Fungi; Glomeromycota; Glomeromycetes; Paraglomerales; Paraglomeraceae
Source: the annotation of a GenBank genome assembly